Menidia menidia (Atlantic silverside) is the source of this 1230-nucleotide messenger RNA. NCBI's taxonomy places the organism in Eukaryota, Metazoa, Chordata, Actinopteri, Atheriniformes, Atherinopsidae. The record is from the annotation of a GenBank genome assembly.
AUGGGCAACGGUCGGAAAGCGUCCUGCCUACUCUGUCAACGCUCGGAAGAGACGAAGAUAACCGGAGCUCUGUCGACCAAAGAGCAAGUCACGGCCCACCAGAAUUGUUUGCUGUUCUCCUCUGGAAUCUUCUGCACGGACUCUCCGCUGCUGGACGACCUGUUUGGAUUCUCGGUGGACGACGUGCUGGAUGAGGUGAAGCGAGGGAGCAGACUGCUCUGCUACCACUGUAAGAAAAAGGGCGCCACUGCAGGGUGUGAGAACAAACGCUGCAAGAAAUCCUUCCAUUACCCCUGCGCCGUUCAGGGGGGGGCUGAGAUUUUUGAGGAUCACCAACAUGGGAAAUUUGGGUUAUACUGUCUGAAACACAGAAAGCAAAGUAAUGGUGAUUAUGCGAGAGCAUUCCAAAGACAUCAAUUCUCUAACAAUUCCAGCGAGGCGGGGCCGUCCAAGGCUAUUCCUCUGCAGCCAGAGCAUCUUCUAAGGGAAGAAGAGGAGAACUCCUUUAAGAGGAAGUCUGUAAACUGGAAUAGAAUCGUAUCUGAUGAUUCUUCAGACUCUGAUAAAGAACUUAUUCCUCCAUUAGAGUCUGAUAUAGAGGAGAGUCAAAACCUGGCUACAGAGGAUGCUGAGUCGGAGAGCCUGCUGCCCCCCGUGGGGGGAGCCGCCCCCAGCCCCCCGCCUCCCGCCGCGCCGGCCCAGCUGCCCCGGGUCGUUUCCGUGGAGAUUCAGACGCUCAAGAGAGAGUGUGACAGUGAGAGCCAGCCCUGUUUGCUGAGAGGCAGCCCUGAAACCCCCAUGUUGGGUAUGGAAACAAAAAUAACUGCACUAGCCCCCGCCCUGAACCGGGCCCCCCCCCCCCCCCCCCCCAACCGGGCCCCCCCCCCCCCCCCCGCCGGGCCCGCUCCCCGGCCGUCUGUGCCCCCCCCCCCACCUGCAAACCCGGCGCCCACUGUCGACUCGGCCGCGUUCUGGAGAAGCUGCAACGCAGCGGGCUGCACGCAGGCCCUCUUCACCCACUUAGUGGAGGGGCUGAAGGACGUGUGCAGCAGAAUCCACACCCACCAGGCCAGCCAGGAGGAUUUUGAUUGGGCUCUGUCAGUGAUGGAGGCUUCUGGGAAACUCGGAGAGUUUGUGAGCAGGCAGCAGGAAGAAUUACAGAGGAAGCAGAUGGAGCUGCUGACGGCGGCGGCAGCCAUGAAGGAGGUCGUCUCAGCGCUGAAGAAAUAA